Messenger RNA from Plodia interpunctella (Indianmeal moth), 524 nucleotides. RefSeq names its product ATP synthase, subunit E (gene ATPsynE). The coding region runs from base 111 to 362 and encodes 83 amino acids. Gene Ontology annotation, molecular function: proton transmembrane transporter activity. Gene Ontology annotation, biological process: proton motive force-driven ATP synthesis. The record is from RefSeq and is a predicted model, not a curated record. The transcript has 3 exons. NCBI's taxonomy places the organism in Eukaryota, Metazoa, Arthropoda, Insecta, Lepidoptera, Pyralidae.
AGGCAACCCAAUUAUUUUACUGUCAAAAGUCGAAAAUCAGAACCUUGCUGAAUAGAAAACUUGCAAAGGUUUUUGUAAUAAAAUCUUGCUAUUACACAUAAUUUUAUAAAAUGGCAGAUCUUCCCUACGGCCCACCAGUGCGAGUUUCACCUUUAAUCAGGUUUGGCCGCUGGUCAUUCCUCGGAGCAGGUAUCCUCUAUGGGGCUUUCCAUCAAAGCAGGCUCUCGAAGAAAGAAGCAAAGAUCCGUGAAGUGGAAAUUAAGGAGAAGGCUAUCCGUGAUGAAAAACUGAAAAAGGAGAAGGCAAUUGCUGCUGCUGCCGAAAUCAAGUCAUUGGAAGAAAUGGUGGCGCCAAAAAAAUAAAUAAUGGGACAAUGCUAGUUUUGUAAGUGAAUAGUGAAGAUCGUCGUUUAAAAAGUGUUGCCAGUGUGAAAAAUAAUUUUAAAUUUAAAUUGUUUUUUUACAAUGGCAAUUUUAACAUCAUCUUUUUAUGUUGUAUUUAAUGAAAUAUAGGUGAUUACAUUA